Messenger RNA from Synchiropus splendidus (mandarinfish), 1849 nucleotides. It is a transcript of the gene ccdc28a, whose product is annotated as coiled-coil domain containing 28A. The transcript is spliced from 6 exons. Lineage: Eukaryota; Metazoa; Chordata; Actinopteri; Syngnathiformes; Callionymidae. The coding region runs from base 201 to 776 and encodes 191 amino acids. The record is from RefSeq and is a predicted model, not a curated record.
AACAUGAUCACAAAUACCGUCAGGCAUGAGAGGAAGUGUUGGUAGGCUAGCUGUCGAGCUAGCUGGCUAACUGGACUGUCAGCGUCGAGUGUCGUCUUUCAAACGUCUGUUUAUCGUCAGUGUUGUCAUGUGCUAAUUCCCACCGAAUGUGAUUGAACGUCGAUUGUUUACCAGUUACAAACGCAGCGUGUCAUGAAGUUAUGGAGGAACGAAAGUUGAAGAGGAAGAGUCCCAAGACCCCCACCACCAACCCAGCGGCCCCGACCAGCGGUUCUACCCGGAAAGCCAGCUCUUCUACCGGGGGAAGGCACGUCGUCUAUAGCCAUUCUACGGGGGCUUAUUACAGUCAGAGGAGUAAAAGUAAACGGGGGCUCCGAGACAAAGCCAGGGCUCAGCAGGGUUCAAGUGGUCGCAACAGUCAGAACCAGGGUCCACCCAUCGUCCAACACUCCUUCCUCACUGACGUUUCAGAUGUUCAGGAGAUGGAGAAAGGUCUUCUCAGCCUUCUAGAUGACUUCCACUCAGGGAAGCUCCAAGCAUUUGGCAAUGAGUGCUCCAUUGGGCAGAUGGAGCAUGUACGUGAGAUGCAGGAGAAGCUUGCACGACUGCACUUUGAUUUAUACGGCGAGGUAGAUGAGAUGCCAGAGGACCAAAGGAAAACAGCCUGCGAUACAAACAUGGAUAAGCUGCUGCUCAAUCUGGAAGAGCUCAGUUCUUCAAUACAGAAACUGAAUCUACCGGACAGCCAGGAGAUCACCAGAACCGCCAGUAUGUGAUAUCUUUGUCAUCACACAUCGCAACAAAUCCAGAUGUUUUCUCUAUUGUCAGUCUGUUUUUUUCUCGUCCUCUGUGCGUUGCCAAUGGAUGUAUUAGGAUUAACCAUUAAAUUGAUUACUGAUUGAUCAUGUGUGACUAGAUUGUAAGAGCCAUGUUUUGAUGACGUGUGAAGGGCUUUAUGAAAGUUUUUACAGCCUUGUUUUGGCUUUGUGUGAGACCAUCAGGUCUUUCGAAGCAUCAGAAGGAACAAAACAUGUUCAACUUGAUGGUCAUUAACAACAUUACACUCUUGGACAUUUGGAAAUUAAUUCUUUAAACAGUAGCUGACAGAAAAAAUCUUCUUGUUAUUAUUAUUAAUAAUAAUCAUUUUUUAUAAAUACUUAAGAAUGGACAGUUUGGGCAAUAGACGGUAAACCUCUGUCCAAAUUGAAUGCAAGUUAUAUUAGAAAAUUAAGAUAACAUUGAAAAAUCAGAAGGCAUUGCAGAGGAAUGUAGCUUUUCACUUUAUGAUCCCAAUAUUGUACUCUUUAGGAAAUGGUGCCAGACAUUGGAAUUAUGGCGACGAUCACUGUUGCUCCCUUUAAACUUUCACUUCUGGCAGUAUUUUGUUAAACUCCAUUGGAAUACUGCCAUCUGUCACAAUCCCUUGAGAAACUGUUGCACUUUGAUCCACAGACCACGUCAACAAUCAUUGAAAGCUGAUUGUGUGACUCUGUAUUUAUCUUUUUACCAGUGCAAGCGUGGACACUUGCAAUGCAUUCAUCAGAGAGUGAGUCUUUAUAUGCCAAAAAAGGAGCUGAAGCUGUGAUUCAAUUGAAAACAUUUGCACAUAAUCACUCAACCACCGGCUGUGUUGAGUUGGAAUGAUGUGGCCCAGGACGUCACAAUCCUGCCUUAUUUCAGAAUUUUGCCUUCUCAGUUUGCAGCUUUGAUCGUCCUCUUGAUCUUCCGCGAGCAGGAUGCUGCUUCGAUUGUAACUUCUGCAUAUUUUCAAAACAAGUGAUCACAUUUUGAACUCUUUUGUGAUUCGUUUUAUGAUGAAUUUUAUUAAUAAAUGUGUCUGAGUACCUGU